AUUAUUUCUCUGUCACCCACAUCCUCCUCCUUACUUUCAUUUCUCUCAUCUCUGUCUCUCUCUGUGAAGCCAUGACUGCCCAACUGCUUCCCGAGCAACCACUUCAGACCAAUAUUCACCUCUUGGGAAGAGACAAUAACUCCCCUUCUUUCCAUAAAAGAUUGGAGGGGAAAGUGGCUAUCGUAACCGGAGGCGCCAAGGGAAUCGGAGAAGCCACAGUGAGACUAUUCGCUAAACACGGCGCCAAAGUAGUAAUCGCGGAUGUGGAGGAUGUCCUCGGCCAGACUUUGGCCGAAACGCUCUCUCCAUUCCCAGUCUCCUUCGUCCACUGUGACGUCAGCUCCGAGGAAGACGUGGAGAACCUCGUCAGCACCACCGUGUGCCGUCACGGCCAAGUGGACAUCAUAUUCAACAACGCCGGAGUCCUUGGCAGCCAAUCCAAGGCCCGUAAGAGCAUCCUUGACUUUGACCCUGACGAGUUCGAGCGCGUGAUGCGCGUGAACGUCAAGGGCGUUGCCUUAGGGAUCAAGCACGCAGCGCGCGUGAUGAUUCCCAGAGCCACCGGAUGCAUAAUCUCCACUGCCAGUGUGGCAGGCGUCUUGGGCGGCCUUGGCCCACACGCCUACACCGCAUCUAAACACGCCAUUGUCGGACUCACAAAGAAUACCGCCUGCGAGCUCGGCCGCUACGGCAUACGUGUCAACUGCAUCUCCCCCUUCGGAGUUGCCACGUCGAUGCUCGUCAACGCGUGGAGGGCUGACGUGGACGAGGAGGACCAAUGUAUGAACUUCGGGGUACCGUCGGCGGCUGAGGUGGACAAAAUGGAGGAGUUCGUUAGGGGUCUGGCCAAUCUGAAGGGCCCCACAUUGAGGCCUAAGGACAUAGCCGAAGCCGCGCUUUAUCUGGCCAGUGAUGAAUCUAAGUACAUCAGUGGCCAUAAUCUCGUCGUUGAUGGUGGAAUUACCACUUCCAAUAAUUGUAUUGGCUUGUAAUUUUUUAUUUUUUAAAAUUUUUUUUUCCAGGUAUUGAUGAUAUGCCUGUUGGUUGUACUUUUAGAGUAGGAUUAAUUUAAUUUUUAUAAUUAUUUUUAAAAUUGUUGUUUGUUGUUCUAUAAAUAUUUGAAGUACAAUAGAUGAAUAUGCGGAUAUUAGUCAGUU
This is a messenger RNA of Benincasa hispida (wax gourd), 1157 nucleotides long. RefSeq names its product NAD(P)-binding Rossmann-fold superfamily protein (gene SDR2). The record is from RefSeq and is a predicted model, not a curated record. Gene Ontology annotation, molecular function: oxidoreductase activity, acting on the CH-OH group of donors, NAD or NADP as acceptor. Lineage: Eukaryota; Viridiplantae; Streptophyta; Magnoliopsida; Cucurbitales; Cucurbitaceae.